AUGGUGGGCCGCUCUGCCGGCGUUCUCACAGCCUGCGCGCUGGGCGCCAGUGCCUUCCUAAUCCCCGCCGACGUAUCCGCAGACGCCUUCACCGAAAAGCGCAGCGACCUCAUUGUCCACUCGUUGAAUGCCAAGAGCUUGAUGCUGAAGCUGUCUUGUUCCGAGUGUGCCUUCUCCUACAACAACGAUGAGAAGGUCAAAGAUGUGGACGAUGAUGGCUGGUUCACCAUCCAGGGCGGUGCAAACAGCGUCCUUGUCAACUUCACCAUUUCUGAAGAUGGCCAGAGGUUGGAAGCCAACGGCGAGCCAGUAUACCCUAUAGUGUCCGCCAUGGCAGACAUGUUCAACGCUCCGAGGCACUACGUCAAGCAGGUGCCGGAGUCGGCCACUCUUCUGGACAUCGCAGACGGCGAGGUCAAGUCUGCCGAUCUUGAAGUCACCGCACACGGAGUCUCUAUCAUGAGCGAAGAGAAAGUGUCGCAGAACGGCGACAACCUAAUCCCAAUCAAGUACACCAUCUUCGAGUUAAACAACCAGCCAGUCUCCGUUGACGAGGUGACUAUCCAGCUUCUCAGCACCAAGGAACAUGACCUCUUGAUUGCUCAUGAUAAGAUCUCCAAGCGUCCAACUCCAAGGCCAGAUGACUCCUUUGGACACAUGCCAGAGGAGUUGCUUCUCCCAGCACCUUCCUCCGAGGACAGCCCUCCAAAGGAGUGCAAGAACCUUCCAGCUGCCAUCUGCAAGCUUCGUAACAUGAUCGAGGACAAGAUCGUGGGAAUGCAAAACGGCGUUAAGAAGGGCAAGCCUGGCUGCCAUGGCCGAAAGGGCAAGCACGGGCCACCAGGAUUUGUUCUUCCAAACCACAUCAGGCCCCACUUCCACAAGGAUGGCGAGGAUGGCGAGAAACAUCACGGACGUCCUCACCAUAUGGGUCACCAUGGACACUACCACAACAGCUUCUACCACGCUUUCACUCGUGGACUCAGCGCUGUACUCGUCCCGACCAUGGCCGGUAUCGCCGUUGGCAUGGCCGUCAGCCUCAUUGGCCUAAUCGUCGGUCGUCUUAUCGGGUUCUUCUGGAUCAGAUACUACCGUGGUGGACGCCGCGGAUACUCUAGCGUCGCGCGCGACGAGCUGAACGCUGAGAACUUCGAGGCUGCCAAAGAGUUUGAGGUCUCGUCUACCAGGACUUCCAUGGAGUCUGCUCCACCACUCUACGAGCACGCACCGGCGUAUGAGGUCAUCGAGAAGGAGGAGGAGUAG
Molecule: messenger RNA, 1263 nt
Organism: Fulvia fulva
Lineage: Eukaryota; Fungi; Ascomycota; Dothideomycetes; Mycosphaerellales; Mycosphaerellaceae
Exons: 1
Coding region: 1-1263 (420 amino acids)
Source: RefSeq, a predicted model, not a curated record